Messenger RNA from Penicillium malachiteum, 1737 nucleotides. Its product is annotated as serine/threonine-protein kinase. NCBI's taxonomy places the organism in Eukaryota, Fungi, Ascomycota, Eurotiomycetes, Eurotiales, Aspergillaceae. Gene Ontology annotation, biological process: protein phosphorylation; spliceosomal complex assembly; regulation of mRNA processing. The coding region runs from base 1 to 1737 and encodes 578 amino acids. Gene Ontology annotation, molecular function: protein kinase activity; ATP binding. The record is from RefSeq and is a predicted model, not a curated record. The transcript is spliced from 5 exons.
AUGGACAGUGUCGAUCUUACAAAGGCUGUCUUGAACAAGGGUAAACAGAUGGCUUCGGUUGCCGCCUCCGCUGCCAAUGGCAACGGUGGAAAGAAGAGGAGAAAGGGAACAGAUCUUAAGCCGAUCGUCACUAAUGAUGCAAACCCAGCUACGGCUACUGAUGCCGGCGCCGCUCAAUCUAACUCCAAACCUUCCGGCGCUACUGCGUCGCGCUCUCCAUCUACAACAUCCGGUGAUGAAGUUGAAACGACUGCUGAAGAGGAGGACUCCGAGGAUUAUUGCAAGGGUGGCUACCACCCAGUCGAGGAAGGCGAAACUUACAACAAUGGGCGCUAUGUUAUCGUGCAAAAGCUAGGGUGGGGUCAUUUCUCUACCGUCUGGUUGUCGAGGGAUACCACCACCAACAAGCAUGUCGCGCUGAAGGUGGUGCGAUCGGCCGCUCACUAUACCGAAACCGCGAUCGACGAAAUCAAACUGCUGAAUCGCAUCGUUCAGGCUAAGCCCUCCCACCCGGGCCGGAAGCACGUAGUCAGCUUGUUGGACUCAUUCGAACACAAGGGACCUAACGGAGUUCAUGUUUGCAUGGUUUUUGAGGUACUCGGCGAGAACUUGCUUGGGUUGAUCAAGAAAUGGAACCACCGUGGUAUUCCCAUGUCCAUUGUCAAGCAGAUCACCAAGCAGGUGCUGUUAGGCUUGGACUAUCUUCAUCGCGAGUGUGGUAUCAUUCACACUGAUCUCAAGCCCGAGAACGUUUUGAUUGAGAUCGGAGACGUGGAGAAGAUCGUUCAAGCGCAUGUGCAAAAAGAAGAAGCCAAGAAGGAGAACAAAGAGGACAAUCGCAAUGGUCGUCGGCGCCGACGCACCUUGAUCCAAGGCAGUCAACCGUUGCCAAGUCCCUUGAACACGAGCUUUAGCGGAGAUUUUAAGCACACCUCUUCCAUUUCACACAGCAGUCUUAGUCAGAUGGUGAACGAGCCAACACCGGAGCUCGGAUCAUCAAUGAAAGAGGCCUUGGGCAUCAAAGAAGAAGAGGACGAUAAACAGAAACAGCGAGAGAAGACAGCCGAUCUCCUGGAGAGAGAAGUGUCUGGUAUCUCUCUAGAUAAGAACUCCACCAAAUCGCUCGAGGAGGAAAUCGACGCCAGUAUUAUCUCCGUCAAGAUUGCUGAUCUCGGAAACGCUUGCUGGGUGGGCCACCAUUUCACGAACGACAUCCAGACCCGACAAUAUCGCUCUCCAGAGGUGAUUUUAGGUGCUAAGUGGGGUGCCAGCACAGAUGUGUGGAGUAUGGCUUGUAUGAUCUUUGAAUUGAUCACUGGCGAUUACCUCUUCGAUCCCCAAUCUGGAACCAAAUACGGCAAGGAUGACGAUCAUAUCGCGCAGAUCAUCGAAUUGCUCGGUCCAUUCUCUAAGUCAAUGUCUCUCUCUGGCAAGUGGUCUCAAGAGAUCUUCAACCGCAAGGGUGAGCUUCGCAAUAUCCACAGACUCCGCCAUUGGGCCCUCCCCGAGGUGCUCCGCGAGAAAUACCACUAUACUGUGGAAGAGAGCAUGCGCACCAGCGAGUUCUUAUUACCAAUGCUGGACCUUUCGCCCGAGAAGCGUGCAAACGCAGGUGGAAUGGCCGCACACGAGUGGUUGCAAGAUGCAGCCGGUAUGGAGGGAAUUGAUCUUGGGAUUUCUCCCGGAACUCGUGGCGAGGGGAUUGAUGGAUGGGCAAUGGAAGUUAAGCGGCGAUGA